Messenger RNA from Hydractinia symbiolongicarpus, 1485 nucleotides. RefSeq lists its product as uncharacterized. The transcript is spliced from 7 exons. The record is from RefSeq and is a predicted model, not a curated record. Lineage: Eukaryota; Metazoa; Cnidaria; Hydrozoa; Anthoathecata; Hydractiniidae. The coding region runs from base 158 to 1264 and encodes 368 amino acids.
GGGGUGAAAUAUAUAAACGUUCUAUUUAAAUAAAGAGCUAUUCAGGUCCAUGCCCAGCCAAGCGAAAAGGAAAAUGGCCGAAUGAAUGAACGAAACAGAGCUAAACUUCCACCAAAAGAAAAGAAAAAAACCGAAACUAAAGUAAACAACGUUCACCAUGGAACGUUAUGAUCAUCAGCAUGCUUUGAUACCAGAAGAUAUUCGAGUGCCACCGUUCGUUCAUGCACAACCAGCUCUCCCACCAAAGACCCGAUGCAGUCAUUGUUGUUUCCAGUAUGCACCUUACAGCUCAGAUGAAUCACGUCAUUCCGCGAUGACGUUUUGUAACGGCAACUUUUGUACGCAGACGUGUUUUUCGUCACUUCAACGGUAUAGUAGAUUGGUUCCACAAACUCAAGCGUCGUGUAGCUGCCAUUCGCCAGUUCCUUUUCACGCCCGUGUCCUAUCGCACCCUCAGACAACGGGAGGAUGUCGUUGUUGUCAGCGUCGCCAAUCUUCUAUGAAUCUACCUUCGCAUGUGCAUCAUCACUUAGCACAUGCGCACUUAACAACAGAUAAUUUGACGUAUCCAUCACCACAUUAUGCAACUGCGUAUGCACCUCAUCCUGGCCUGCACCAUUCGUGGGAACCUACGACUGGAUAUAGAGGAAGAGAAUACCACUUACAUAUGGAAAGCUCGCCGGGUGCAUCCUCUCACGAAUAUCACUCACAUGUCCACCAUCAUGUCAAUCACCAUGGCAACAGCACACCUGUGUGUACUUAUAGAGGUCAUGUUAUUAGAGACCAAUCGUUAUAUACGCUAGCAUCUAGACAUUAUCGACGCCAUUCAUCUCGACUAUCUCCUUAUCCUAUACACGGUAUAUCUUAUCCGUUGGGAGAUCAUAACUCUGUAUUUCCGAGUUUUCCUCCUGGUUUUUCGUUGCUACCACCGCGCCCUCUUAUCCCAACAGCUUUUGACAUUGACUUACUCGGUGAACUUGAAGUGGAACCGCUAGAAAAUGACUGGCAAGAUGGACACCCUGUGGAACCGAAAGGUCUGACUAAAGAACAAAUAAGAGAUUUACCAAGUUACAUUGUUACGAAAAAAACGAUGGAGGAAUUCACAGAAAAUGAACGUUGCGUGGUUUGUAUGUGUGAAUUUGACGUUGAAGACAAACUUCGCAUUCUACCAUGUGCUCAUGAAUUCCAUUUAAAUUGUGUCGACAAAUGGUUAACGACGAACCCGACAUGCCCGAUAUGCCGUGCCGUUGUUGACAUGACGUGAAGGGGAAAUGGAUGUGGUGUUGGUACCUCAUAUUUAUCGGUGUUUGUGUUUUCUUUUUGACAUUUGUAUAUACGACUCAAACAAUACUUACCUUUCCUUUAAAAAAAUAUCCCGUUUGCGUUUUCUGUUGCCAUUUUAAACUUUGAUGAACUUUCAGCAUGCAAAAAUAGUAUUAAAAAUUUUUUGUAAAUUAUCGUCAAUUUAUUGAAUUUAUUUUUUCA